AUGAGCAUUCCGGAGAGCCUGCUGCCACAAGGAUAUAUGUGUAUGGCCUACGAAUGCAGGAUGUUGAGCGGCAGUCUGCGGUUCAGAAGGAAAGAUUGUCUUGAGUUGAGGUUGGGAACGCGAUCAUCUGUUCUGAGGCGAGCCUGCGGUGUUGUGAGGUGGGCCCACUGGGGAACUCCCAGGAAGCUAUUGUUGGUCCUCUUCGUGCCUGGGCCCUACCUUGAUGACCCUGUCAGACUCAAGUUCUUCCCGCAAGAACUGAGAAGUAUGAAUAUGGCACCACCGCUGAACCCCUCAGCCAACCCAAUGUUCCAACAAUAUGCGACCAGCCACAGCCCAGCAGCAUAUGCUGUGAUGCCUCCUUGUCCAAGGCCGGCACCACACCAACAAUGGCCACAAGGACCACACACCAGUGGGGCACUGAUACGUGCCAACAACGGAUCCAGCAGUGCAAUUGAACCUGGCCCCACAGGCAGAGGCAGUCAGGCAGGCGUUGGCACGUGUGCUGCUAGUGGGAGGACUAGCGAUGGAAAAGGGUUGGUGAACCUCGAUGUAGACUUUCCUGGCUUGGUUGUAACACGCAAGUCAAAGGCAUUGAAACUGAUCAGCCCAGAGACAAACGCCCCAAUAAGCCCAGAAAGAGGUGGCCUGCCCAGUACCUCCGUGAGGGGCCAGGAGCAGGUCAAGGAUGGGGCACCGACGAUCCCCAGCUGUGGUGCAGAGGAACCACGCAGCAGGUGGGCUGGUGAGGAUUGUGUGGCCACAAGGGGCAAGGCAUUGGAGGAGACAGCAUGGGUGUCGCAGAUCCAGCUGGCUGCUGGCCCUGGUCUUGACAAGGUUAGUGGACCGACGAGCCCCACCUCUGGGCUGCCUAUUGGAAGCAAACUCAGGAGGUGGAUGGUAUCUCCUAGACCCGGGAGUUCUAUGGCCAGCAGUGUGGAUGGUGACAUCGAUGGCAGUGACCUGGCUGGGACAGGGGAUGGACUUCACCUAGCUGAAGGCAAGCCACAUGAUAAAAUGCUGACUCACAAGUUUGCAGGUGCUGUGGAAUGUGAAGAAGUGCUCAACAACUGCAGUGCUGGCAUUGGAAAGGAGACUGUGGGUGGAAGCCAGUCCAGCAGAGCCUGCCAGCAGGAAGGGACUGGCAGUGCAGAUCCAGCAAACGAUCGCAUGUCGGGUGCCAAGGCUGGGGUGUGUGAAGCAGAUAGUGAGGGCACGUCAGUGCUUGUAAAAGGCGCGAAUACGGAUGCUGUGUUGGCACGGAAAGGGCACAGGGUUCACAGCCAGGCAUCGGGCAUUCCAAGAAGCAGCAGGCUUCACAUGUGGAUGGGGCAGAGUGAAGGAUAG
This is a messenger RNA of Ostreobium quekettii, 1347 nucleotides long. NCBI's taxonomy places the organism in Eukaryota, Viridiplantae, Chlorophyta, Ulvophyceae, Bryopsidales, Ostreobiaceae. The record is from the annotation of a GenBank genome assembly.